AUGUUUUCAUCACAGGUGUGGAAGAAUCCUUACUUGAGCUGGAAUGAAACCAAAUAUGACGGUCUACAUACACUGCACAUAUCACCUAAUGAGCUAUGGGUUCCGGAUGUUGUGCUUUAUAACAAGUAAGAACCACAUACGUCUCCCUCAUCAUUAGACCGCCAGCGGUCGCCCUUCUUUCCUCAGCCACGCACGGAGAACGAGAAAGUAAAAUUAUGCAAAUUAAUGGUGAAAAUGAGGGGAGAGGAGAGGUUGGGCUUCGGUCGAUUUUCCACCCAACUCGUUCCUUGCGGCUUCGCAGCCAGCGACUCGUGUUGCUCUUGAUCCAAAGAAAAAGAAGAGACUGUUCACAGUCUACUUCAUCAUCGUUUCUCUGAUUCUCCCAACAUCUUCUCCUUUUCUUACUUUCCUCAGCGCAGACGAGGACGUGACUCUUGCAGGCUUCAAAGAGAAGUUCAAAACCUACGUGAUCGUGGACAGCAGUGGCGUGAAUAUGUGGAUGUCUCCGGCUUCUUUCAAAAGCUCCUGUGAUAUGGUGAUCAGAUUCUACCCCUUUGAUAGACAAACCUGUCAUCUGACUUUUGGUUCGUUGACAUUUGACAACAGGUUGCUAAAAAUGAUGAACAAGGACGACAGUCAUUCAACAUCAGGUUUGACUGAAAAGAAACUUGUGUUGAUUUUGAUGUACAGAUAGAUGUUAGUGUACUAGCUUACUGUGCCCAGUUGUUCGAAAGGUAAAUAACGCUAUCGACUGGAUAACGCAAUUGAUUUCCUAAUACUUAUCCGCUGGAUAGCGAUUUAUCCAGUGAUAGCGCUGUCAAAGGUUUGAACAACCGGCGCCAGAUAUGUCAAUGUACUAGAUACUACUUACUAACUGUAGAACGUUUAUCAGAUAAACAGAGAGUUUAAUUGUAAAACCGUCAUUUAAGGUCCAUUUUAGGAAAUCUAAUGUGAGCAUUCCCAUCCCGUAUAACCCUCUUCCACACAUAAAAAAAGCAUGCUGUUAACAAGAAAAGGGGUUGCUUAUUAGUAGCCUGGACCAAGUUCCAAGCAGUGGUUGGUGGGAAAUAAGGGUAGGAAAUCGGUGAACGAGGUUAGCUGGGCGAGGGGUUGCGGCAGGUGUCUAACUUCCCCAAUUUUACUCUUCCAUUUUUUCCCUCGCUGUCUCGCGAUUUUUAGCCACCUCCUCCCAAACAAAGAGUCGUUCACAGGCUAUUUAUGUCACUUUUUUCUUUUUAGACAAGUUCGUUGAGAGCGGAGAUUGGAAGUUGGUACACUCAUCAAUCAAAACCGUCGACAAGACGUACGAAUGCUGCAAACACCCCUACUCCGUCGUAACUUACACUCUCCACUUUGAACGGAAGUCACUUUAUCAUGUACUUUAUCAAAUACUGCCAUGUGUUGUUAUGGUUAUGCUGGUCGUUCUUAACUUCAUUAUUCCGCCUGACAGUGGAGAAAGAAUUAGCUUUUGCAUCACCAUUUUACUUUCUAUGAGCGUUUACCUGCUUAUCUUGGCCAACUCUCUGCCUGAAACUUCCGACGAUGUUGCGAUGUUAGGUGUGUAUUAUAUGGUGACCAUAGUCCUAGUCGCCUUCAGCCUCGUCGGCACUGUUGUAGUGUUAAGAUGCCACUUUGCUGAAAGUAAACCCCCUAAAUGUCUCGUGAAGUUCGCCAAGAACGUCCUUAGACGCAAAGGGAAGAAACCGACUGGUAAGACUAUGUACUUGGAGGUUACCGAUAAGCCAGUGAUGCCACAGGUAGAAGGAAAACAUGCUCUGGAAAUCAAGAAACCCUGUGACAACUCAUUGAGGGAUUCCGCGCUGGAACUUCAGGCCCAAGACGUAGAGGAAAAGAAAGAACAAAACGAUUGGAAGAACUCAUGGAAAGAGAUCGCGGAGGCAACGGAUAGAAUCCUGCUGAUUAUUUUUGUCUUCACGACGGUUGCUGCUACAGUGACCAUCUGGGUUCAACGACCGUGA
Molecule: messenger RNA, 1979 nt
Organism: Porites evermanni
Lineage: Eukaryota; Metazoa; Cnidaria; Anthozoa; Scleractinia; Poritidae
Source: the annotation of a GenBank genome assembly